UGUCCCCCCAAACUAACCUCUGUGAUCUAGACAUUGAUUUUACCACAAGAUUUUCCUCACUUCCUAAGUUGUGGCAUUAGUGAUUUAUUUCAGGUUUUUAAACGAAAAAUGGAACAAGUAGUGGAAGAUAUUGAGAAAAAGAUGAAAAAAACCGAUGCUCAACUGGACACUCUGGCCCUGCAAGUCGAAAACAUCGAACUAGAAAUAUUCACAGAAGAAGGACAGGAGUUGGAAGUGCACAAUUUGCUAAAGUCGGUGAGUGAAGUGAAGGACAACUACCAGAAUUUGAGAAAAGACCUUUUGGAGGUGCAAGGUCUUCAAAAACAGCUCAGCUCUUCAUUAAAUCUCCAGUUAAAAAUGAUGCAGAGCAAAUUUAAUGGGCUGAAAGAAAGAGUUAUUGUUGCCAAACAUUCACAGAUUAAUUCCAAGGCAACCCUACUGGGCGAUAACAAAUAAGUAUACGUUUGUAGCUUCAACAGCUUUAGCUAAAUCUACCCUUUCUUGAAAAAGUAUUUUUGUAUGUUGGCCUUUCUAAAAUGCUAUUACCACCUGCAAGCAAAGUAUCUGGUGGAUGCAGUUCUUUAGUUAUUAAAACUGAAUCGUUAAACCUGUACAAAAACAGGAAAGAAAUUUUUGGUACAAAACAGAAUCAAAUUUUAUCGCUUUUGGCAGUUUUUGCGGCCUACUUAGGCUGGCCCGAUUUUCUUUUCUGUCUUUACUGAAAAACCUGACCUAAUACCAGGCUUAAUGUAUUUACUACAAACAUCUAUUGCGACACUAUCUACACUAAAAACUAGUUUAGUGUGAGUUUUUGCAUGGUAACAACUGAAGGGAAUGAAGACUGAUAUUUACUAGAGCAUGUUUGUUUGGAAGUAGCUUAAGUUAUUGGAUAUGCGUUCGGGUCAUGUAUUGGAAACGAUGAAAGGUAAGUAAAUUUCAAUGCAAAAUAUAUUUUUGUUUUUUAUGAUGCUGGCCAGAGUAUGACUUCUGGAUCUACAACCCGUCAGCAACGAUCAUUUAUACGCCGCUUAAGAUAGGCAUAAUUAAAUGCACUGGACUUUACUUUAAUAAUGCUGUUAGGUUCGAUCUUGACACGUAUACCUACCUAGUAUUGAAGAGUAGGAUGACACUGCUGUUCCAUUAGUGUAAUAAUUGCACUUGCAUACAUUCUAACUAAUUUGUGAUACAAUUCUAGUGCGUAGUUUUUGAGUUUUUUGAGGUAUUUAAUUUGAACUCAAUUGAAAUCCGUUUUCAAUCAAAUGUACAUUUAAACAAUGCGUUUAUUUUGAAAUGUGAAUAUUCCUAUUAUACAGUUGAUCACUCAUUUACGAGCAGCUAUUUUUACAUCUUUCACAAAUAAUACAUUUGAUUGAAACGUUUGCAUGUUUGCAACUCUAGUCAAUUUUAAAGUGACCAUAGUAUUUAUGAAACACACGUCUUGCUCAAAACUUACUCCUACACCACACAGACUUUCUCUGACAUUAAAGUUAUACUAUUGACGUAAUUUGUUAUCGUUCAAAUUAUACUAAAAUAUAUUUAUAAUGUAAGUUUUUAUAAAAGAUUUUCAACUACUUAAUAGAAUUUGAUUUUAGGUACGGGUUGGAAAAAUUCAAUACUUACUUUUCCUGCCUACUUACUGUAGUAUUCUAAUUUAAAUAAUACUUAAAUAUUAUUACCCGUAAAUGUUUGCUCAAAUUAUCCCCCGAUAACGUAGCAUCUAAAAUGGCACAAUACCACCACUCAUUCUAUAUUCUCGAUAUUAUGUCAAUUUUCAUCGUCCCAUCACAAUAUUGCUAGUCUAAAGACUUAGUCGACUAUUUAUAGAGGAAUAGAUCUAUUACAUGAAUGUAUUUGAUAUCUAUAUCAACGUGCAAUAAAGAGUCACAGUGUUUGAGAAA
Molecule: messenger RNA, 1898 nt
Organism: Dendroctonus ponderosae (mountain pine beetle)
Lineage: Eukaryota; Metazoa; Arthropoda; Insecta; Coleoptera; Curculionidae
Exons: 3
Coding region: 109-456 (115 amino acids)
Source: RefSeq, a predicted model, not a curated record